Molecule: messenger RNA, 1230 nt
Organism: Thalassophryne amazonica
Lineage: Eukaryota; Metazoa; Chordata; Actinopteri; Batrachoidiformes; Batrachoididae
Gene: rnf24
Product: ring finger protein 24
Exons: 6
Coding region: 398-847 (149 amino acids)
Cellular component (GO): endomembrane system
Molecular function (GO): ubiquitin protein ligase activity; zinc ion binding
Source: RefSeq, a predicted model, not a curated record
ACCCACACACACGAUCCACAGCGACUUUAGGGAAAUCUCCUCAAUCUUUUCACUGGAGUACACAGAACCGACGUUUGCCGUAUUAACUUGUCGUUUUCUACCAAACUGUUACUUUAGAUAUUUUUUCUCCCUCCUCGUUUAUCCAGCCUGAGAGUUCCACGCGACCAGCGUCGUCUCUGUGAGGUGGGACUGUGUGUGCGCGCGCGUGUGUGUGUGAUGAUUUCGCUUCACAGCACUGGAACGGUCACGUUAAAAUAAGGCGUUUUUGCUGCACGGACAAACUUCUUCCGCGGCUUGAGCCAGUUUGUGGCUGUUUAUCGCGUUGGCAGAGCGUGUGAGGAGGCGGCGGCAGCGACAGAACGACACGCUGGAGCUGUGCGGGAGUCGCUGAAUAUCCAUGAGCUCCGAUUUCCAGCAUUACAGCUUCAGGAUGCCAAAUAUAGGGUUCCAGAACCUUCCUCUUAAUAUCUACAUUGUGGUGUUUGGAACAGCUAUCUUUGUCUUCAUCCUCAGCCUCCUAUUCUGCUGCUACUUAAUUAGGUUACGGCACCAGGCACAGAAAGAGCUGUAUGCAUACAAACAAGUCAUCCAGAAGGAAAAGGUCAAAGAACUAAAUUUGCAUGAGAUAUGCGCAGUGUGCUUGGAGGAGUUCAAACAGAAAGACGAGCUGGGGAUUUGUCCAUGCAAACAUGCCUUUCAUAGGAAGUGCCUGAUUAAGUGGUUGGAGGUGAGGAAGGUGUGCCCACUGUGCAACAUGCCUGUCUUACAGCUCGCACAGCAAGCCGGGGGCAUCAACCCUCCCGUGCACAUCCAGCAGCCUCUGCCUGGCAUUGAGAACCUGGUGUAGUUUAAUCAGUCCCACUCUUACCGUACACUAAUGGACACACCCCCAGCACUCACCCCCUCACCUGUACAGGUACUCUUUGACAUAUAUGUGGACAAACUGGACAAAGUGGAGUUAAUCUGCUCACAAAAAGUGUUUCUGCCUCUCACGCCACCUCUUCUACCUUGCGUUGAAUCACAAAAUGGAUCUGCUGUUAUCAAUUCUGACUGAUAAUAGAAUGUUUUUCUUUUUGCGGAUGAUGAAGAAAAGUUGAUGUGCAUUUCAGAUGAGAUGUGGUCAGUAAUACUAAUUGUAUUUAUUUAUUUAUUUUUUCCACAACCAAAGCACUUUUCUGGGAACAUAAGUUCACAACCAGAAGAGGGUACAAAACCCCCCAAAAAAGCCAA